Molecule: messenger RNA, 186 nt
Organism: Penicillium brevicompactum
Lineage: Eukaryota; Fungi; Ascomycota; Eurotiomycetes; Eurotiales; Aspergillaceae
Exons: 1
Coding region: 1-186 (61 amino acids)
Source: RefSeq, a predicted model, not a curated record
AUGAUAUUAUUGAGCACUGUUGGCAUCUUCCACUUGUGGGGUAAUGUCACCACCGCACAUCGCCGACAACGGGGGCCCUACUUCAAGACCAGCAAGACCAGCAAGACCAGCAAGACCAGCAAGACCAGCAAGACACGCAAGACACGCAAGACACGCAAAAACAGUCCUGGCUGCUGCCAUAACUGA